This is a messenger RNA of Oppiella nova, 3004 nucleotides long. The record is from the annotation of a GenBank genome assembly. NCBI's taxonomy places the organism in Eukaryota, Metazoa, Arthropoda, Arachnida, Sarcoptiformes, Oppiidae.
AUUUAAAUGUGUUUUCAUUAGUAUUUUGUAUUGAAUUUAGUGCUCAUAUCGUAGUAAUCAAUGGAUUCAUGCGAUGACUACGAACUGACAUUAAGUCAACAGUUGUUUAAUCUUCAGUUGGAUUUAGAGAAACAACUGAAAGACAUCGACAACCACUCCGACGAUGCCAUCGAUGGGUCACGCGAUGGACUCAAACAAAGUCUUGUAUUUAAUUAUUUGGACACAAUUUUAGACAAUAAACUCGUUUCGGUUGAAGACUUCGGCGACGACAUGGAUUGGCUGAACGUGUCAUCGAGUCUAUCACUGAACCGGCAUAUGAAUGGUGUGAUAGUGAUACUGGACUUCUUCACGUACUGCUGCAUCAAUUGUCUGCAUAUUGUGCCCAAACUGUGCCAAAUAGAGGAUGAGUUUGCUCGGGAUCCGGUUGUGGUGAUUGGCGUCCAUUCGCCCAAAUUCUCCAACGAGAGACACAUCACCAAUGUUUGCGACGCCCUCUUGAAGUAUAACAUCACUCAUCCGGUGGUGAACGAUCCCACGGCUAAGCUCUGGACCAGUCUUGAGGUGCAGUGUUGGCCCACUUUAGUGAUGUUGGGACCAAACGCUCACAUUUUGUUCACUUUAGUCGGCGAAACAGGUGUCGACCGAUGGCUUCACUUCUAUACACAAACUUCUCUCAAAUAUUUUGAGCGCAAAAAUUUGCUAAUCAAUGAAAAUAAGCGCAAACUUCCCGUUAAACUACUGAGAGAUUCAUUUGAGAGACAGUUAUUAGGCUUUCCCUCGAAGAUUAGUGCCUCACGAGACCAGCAAAUGAUUGCCAUUUCUAAUGCAAAAUAUCAUAAUAUAAUUAUCGCCACAAUUAAUGGCAUAAUAAAGCAUAUAAUCGGUGGAAGUGAGCCGGGGUUUAGAGACGGGCCCUUUUCUGACGCGCGUUUCAAUGGUCCCAAUGGUGUUGUCUGGAGAGGUAAUGAUGUUGUGUUUGUGGCCGACACUGAGAACCACUCCAUUAGAGAGAUAAACCUCACCAAUGGAACCGUUGCCACAAUUGCUGGAAAUGGGACAAUAAGUGAUGACAGAAUUGGUGGUCAAAUAGGUUGUGAACAGAGAUUAAACUCUCCGUGGGAUGUGUGUUAUGGCGACAAUUGCUUGUGGAUAGCAAUGGCAGGUUGUCACCAAAUUUGGGUUCUUGUACUCGAAAACAAUACUAAAGUGUUGGACAAAACCUACUCAAAGGGAACGUGUUUUAGUUUCGUUGGCAACGGUGCCGAAGAGAAUCGAAAUAACAGAUACGGACGGAAUGCCAGUUUCGCACAGCCCUCGGGACUGGCAUUGGAUGCCAAACAUAAUUAUCUUUACGUCGCCGACAGUGAGAGCUCUUCUGUACGAUGUGUUGACUUAUCCAAUGGAUGUGUUUCUGGUAUCGUUGGCGGUGAUAGAGAUCCACGCAAUUUGUUUGCCUUCGGGGAUAGGGAUGGGAAAGGGAUUGAAUGUCGUUUACAGCACUGUUUGGGAAUUGCUUUCGACACUCAAAACAACUAUUUUGGUCAACAAAUCAAACUCACAGAAGGGGCCAAACAAUCAAUCAGUUUUCUAAAUCCAGAUGAUGAUGUGUUUGUCAUUUCUCACGAAAGGAUCGAUAAUUUUGAACAAAUCUCAGACUUUUCGCUCAAAGCUAAAGACACGGACAUCGAUGAGUAUUGUCAUAACUCGGAUCCACUGAUCAAUCCUUACCGAAGACCGAGUUAUGUGAAGAGGAGGAAGGAAUUGAUCGCUAAUAUGAUGGCAACCAUUAAUGGCACGAAUACUUCCAGUACUAAACCCAUGGGCGGCCCACCAAUGCCAUGGUUUGGGAUGGACAUCGGCGGGUCACUCGUCAAACUGGUGUACUUCGAGCCCACAGACAGUUCUCCCGCAGAGAUUGACUCGGAAUUGGAGACACUGAAGAAGAUCAGGCAUUACCUGAAGAGGAACUCAUCGUACGGAAAGACAGGCAAACGUGACGUUUACCUGCAAAUGGAUAAGUGCUGUAUUAAUGGCAGAUACGGAACCCUUCACUUCAUCCGAUUCCCGACUUCAGAAAUGCCUGUUUUCCUAAAACUGGCCAAAUCUAAAGGCAUGGCACACAUGGCCAGCACUGUCUGUGCCACUGGUGGCGGUGCCUUCAAGUUUGAGGCAGACAUCAAACAACAAGUGAAUCUCGAUUUACAUAAAUUCGAUGAAUUGGAUUCACUCAUCCAUGGGAUCCACUACAUCGAGGCCUAUAACCAACACGAGUGCUACUAUUUGUCGGAUCCGUUGGACGACGACAAGUGCACUAAAGUUCCCUACGAUUUCAGUCAUCCCUAUCCCUUCCUUGUUGUGAAUAUCGGCUCCGGAGUCGGUAUUCUUGCCGUGUAUUCGCCCGAGAAGUACAAGCGAGUGAGCGGUUCCAGUAUAGGCGGCGGCACUUUCCUCGGCUUAUGUGCUUUACUUACCGGUUGUGAGACCUUUGAAGACGCCAUCCAAUUGGCAGCCAAUGGCGACUCCACUAAAAUCGAUAAAUCCGUUCGUGACAUAUAUGGCGGCGAUUACUCCAAAUUCAAACUCAGCGGUGAUAUCAUUGCCUCGAGUUUCGGACACAUGUGUAGCGCCGAGAAGAGAGCGCAGGCGACGCCGGCAGACAUGGCCAGAGCCACACUCGUCACCAUCACCAACAACAUCGGCGCCAUCGCCCGCAUGUGCGCCAUGAAUGAGGGCAUCGAGAGAGUGGUAUUCGCCGGCAAUUUCCUGCGCGUCAACGAGAUAUCAAUGAAAUUAUUGGCGUUUGCGAUGGACUUCUGGUCCGACGGCACACUGAAAGCCUUAUUCCUCGAACACGAGGGAUACUUCGGUGCCGUCGGGUGUCUACUGGAGCUCAUGAAGACUGGCAGUUGAUAUGUGCGACUCUUAUCCAACGAAAUCAUGGAUUUUUAAACUAAUUUGCAAUUGUUUUAUCCCAUUAUUAGAAUAGAUUUCUUUUAAUAAUUAU